ACCAGUUGUAGAUACCAAAUAAGAGCACGAUUAACAAGGCUUGUGAUUUAUCUUUGGUCUUGUGCACGACUCCCGCCACUUUUCCCUUUUUUGACGUAUCCCUCCCCGAAAAAUCUAAAAGAUUUAGUGGAGGUGUAGCAACAGGGAGGGAUAAGGCUAUAUCAAAAUUAUUCUUAAAUCAAAAUCAGCCUUUUGUUUGUUCAAUUGAAUACUUAUUAAAGUGGUGGUAAGGAGAAAGGAUCAUGAAUCUUCGCCAUUAUAAUAAACCAUUGCAUUCCAUAUGGAGUUAUAUCAUUCUAUUAUCAUAUUUGAUUAACUUUAUCAAUGGUGCCGUUGCCACAAGUGAUUAUCAUCCAAAAGUUACAAUAACAACUGAAAAGCAAGUGGCAACUGAAAUCAAAUAUUUCGAUGAUUCAUCUAAUAUAUUAGUCCUUCGUCGUCUGGUGCUUUCUAUAUCUUUUGAUGAUGGUGCAUCUUAUAAAGUUGUCGAAGAGACUAAAGAUGAUAAGAUUAUUCAUCUUGAAUUAGAUAAAUUCAACAAAUUAAGAGCAUUUGCUUUCACUUUAUCAAAUAAUCAAUAUGUUACUAAUGAUCAAGGUAAAACUUGGCAAAAAUUUGAAAUCAAACACGAUAAAAGUGAAAAACUUGAUUUAGUAUCAAUUCCUUUAAUUACUUUGAAUGCAAAAUCUCCUGAUUUAGCAUUAUUCGAUUAUUAUGAUUGUCCUGAUAAAAUGUUUAAUGCAAAAUGUAAAAGAAUUUACUUUUAUACUCAAGAUGGUUUCAAAACAAAUCCAAAAAGACUAAAUAUUGAUCUGUCAGUAUGUAAAUUUUCAAAAUCAAAUUUGGAAUUUGAUAAUACUCAGGAUCAAGAUUCAACCAUUUAUUGUGCAAAACAUACUUUAAAUUCAUUCGGUCAUGUGGUGGAAUCAAAUGUUGCCAAGUCAAGUGAUUUCUUUAAUAAAGUUGAUCUUAUUAAUCAUCAUCAUUCAAAUAAUGGUAAAAUUAUCGAUAUUAGAAUCGAACUGAAUUUCUUAAUCUUGGUAGUUCAAAAUGAUAAAUUUAAUGAAAAUUCAAGAGUUUCUAUCUUAGUAUCAAAGAAUGGUCAUCAUUUCCAUAAUACUGAUUUAAGAUUAGGAACUGCUUAUGGAUUAAUGACAUUCUUAGAAGCUUCACCUUCAUCAUUUUUCGUCUCAGUAAUGGAAUUUAAAGGUAUAUCUAGUUCUGGAACCUUUUAUGGUUCUGAUUCUGCUGGAACAAGAUUAACUAAACUCUUGGGUGAUAUUAAUGAUGGGGCAAUUAAGAAAAUCGAUAACAUAGAUGGAGCUUGGUUAGCUAAUACUGGUACCAUUGCCGAAAGUACUGAUGGAUCUACUAAUUUAAUUGAUUUAUUAAUUGGUGGUGGUAGUCUGAAAGAUGUAGUAUCAAAAUACUCAUUUAAUGAUGGACAAGAUUGGCAUCCAUUAGUUGUCAAUAAUGAUAAAGACUGUAAAACAUCAAGUGGUUGUUCAUUACAUUUAUUAAAUCCAACUGAAAGAAAUGGGGAAGGUGAUUAUGUCACCGGUCCAACUCCUGGUAUUCUUUUAGCUGUUGGUAGUAAAGGUAGAAAACUUGAUAGAGAAAUUGAAAAUAUGAGAACUUGGAUUUCAAGAGAUGGAGGGGCUUCUUGGGAUUUGGCCAUUGAAGAACCUUGUUUAUUCUCAUUUGGUGACCAAGGUAAUGUUAUAGUGGCAAUUCCAUUCUAUGCUGGUAUUGAUAAAUUGAGUAUUUCUAAAUUCUAUUUCUCAUUAGAUCAAGGUAAAUCAUUCCAAGAAGAAUCAAUUGAACAUCCAAUUUUCCCAUUAACAUUAACUACUACUGUCGAUGGUACUUCAAGAAAAUUCAUUCUUUCUGGAUUGAUUGAUAAUACUCCUGAAGAUCAUCAUGAUUUUGAUUUUUCAGAAAGUAUGUACGCCAUUGAUUUUACUGAUGCCUUUGAAGGUAAAGUCUGUGAAGACGGUGAUUUCGAAGAUGUAUAUGCAAGAGUAACUAUAAAUGAAGAGCCUAUUUGUGUUUAUGGUCAUAAAGAAAAAUUCAACAGAAGAAAGCAAAAUGCUCAAUGUUUUGUUAAUAAAUUGUUUGAAGAUGUUAAAGUCUAUGAAGAUUCUUGUGAAUGUACUGCUGCUGACUUUGAAUGUGCUUCUGGUUUUGAGCCUGCUGAAGAUAAAUCUUGUCAACCAUUGCAUAGAAACAUUGCUCAUAUGUGUAUGAUGCAAAAAGUGAAAGAAUUGAAUAUCCCUAAUAAAGUAUUAAUGGAUGGUAAUAAAUGUAGCAUGGGUAAAAAGAAAGCUUCUGAAUUUAUCACUAAUCAAAAGCUUAAAUGUUCCGAUUUCCUUGAGUCACAUGAAGGAAGUGAUGAUGGUACCGAUAAAGGUACUACACAUGAUAUUGUGGUUGAAGUUAAUGAAUUCUUGGGAGAACUCCAACAAUAUGCUUACAUCGAAGGUGAUAAAGAUAUGUCAUUUGAGAAUGUUAUUAUUAGAACUGCUGAUUUCCAAGCGUAUAUAUCUAAUGAUGGAGGAUUCGUAUUUAGGAAAGUUCCAGUUGACGAUAAGAUUAUCGGAUUUUAUGAAGGUUAUGCUGCUGGUCAUGUUAUUUUAGUCACUGAUAGCAAGGUUAUUUAUGUUUCUCAUGAUGGUGGUGCUACAUUUGUUAAACAAAUAGCUCCAACAACUCCAAUUCCAAGACGUAAAUCAAUCUCAUUUAAUAAAAUUGAUCCACAUCAAUUCAUCUGGUAUGGUAGUGAACAAUGCACUACCGACGACUGUCCAGUUGAAGCUUAUAUAACUAAAGAUAAUGGUAAAUCAUUUGAUUCCUUGAGUGAAGAUGUUAUAAUUUGUGAUUUUGUAGGUUCUAUUUUUGAUCAAAGUGCCAAUCCAGAUAAGGAUCUUAUCUAUUGUUCGGUGUUAGACAGAUCACAAAGAAGAAUCAAAUUGGUAUCAUCAAGAAAUGGAUUCAAAGAUAGUGAAAUUAAGUUUGAUUACAUUGUGGGAUAUGCCAUUACAGGUGACUUUGUGGUUGUGGCCACUGUUAAUCAAGAAAAGAAAUCCUUACAAGCAAAAGUGACCGUUGACGGUUCUGUCUUUGCUGAUGCUGAUUUCCCAGCUGAUUUCCAUGUUGAAUCACAGCAAGCUUAUACUAUCUUGGAUUCACAAUCGAGAGCUAUUUUCAUGCACGUCACCACUAAUACUGAAGCUGGAAAAGAAUAUGGUUCAAUUUUGAAAUCAAAUUCAAAUGGUACUUCUUAUGUAUUAUCAUUACUGGAUGUCAAUAGAAACAGAGUUGGUUAUGUUGAUUACGAUAGAAUUGAAGGUCUCGAAGGUGUGAUCAUUUCCAAUGUUGUCAUUGGUGUCGAUUCAAAAGGUAAUAAAGAAUUAAGUACUCAAAUCACCCACAAUGAUGGUGGUGAAUGGGCUGCAUUGGUUCCUCCUGUGACGAAUUCCGACGGUCAAAAGUACGGUUGUACUGGUCAAUCAUUAGAACGUUGUUCCUUGCACUUACAUGGAUUUACAGAAAGAGAUGAUUAUAGAGAUACUUUCUCAUCUGCUUCUGCUACUGGUCUUAUAAUUGGAGUAGGUAGUGUUGGUAAAUCGUUAGACACAUAUGAAAGAUCUUCAACGUUUAUGUCUAAUGAUGGUGGUAUAACUUGGAAAGAAAUUAAAAGAGGAGUUUAUAUGUGGGAGUAUGGUGAUAGAGGAACCAUUCUUGUUUUAGUUCCAGCUAAAAAUGAAACUGAUACUUUAUCAUAUUCAUUAGAUGAAGGUACUACUUGGUUGGAUUAUAAAUUUGCUGAUAAACCAAUAAAUGUUUUAGAUUUAGCCACUGUUCCUUCUGAUACUUCAAGAAAAUUCCUAAUAUUUGGAUAUGUUACUGGAGCUAAGACUUCAACACUUACUUAUGCAAUUGAUUUCUCUGGUAUUCAUAGAAGACAAUGUCAAUUAGAUUUAGAUAAUCCUGCCAAUGAUGACUAUGUUUAUUGGUCACCAUCUCAUCCUAAAUUACCUGACAACUGUUUAUUUGGUCAUGAAGCUAAAUAUUUACGUCGUGCAGUUGGUCAUAAUGAUUGUUUUAUUGGAAGUGCUCCACUAUCCGAAGGAUUCAAAGUUAUUAGAAAUUGUUCCUGUACUAGAAGAGAUUAUGAAUGUGAUUAUAACUACUACAGAGAUACUGAUAAUACUUGUAAAUUGGUUAAAGGGUUAUCGCCAACAGAUCGUGAAAAUGAAUAUUGUAAAAAGGAGAAUGCUUUUGAAUAUUUUGAACCAACUGGUUACAGAAAGAUUCCAUUAUCUACUUGUAAUGGUGGUCAAGAAUUUGAUAGUUGGCACGCCAAGGCUUGUCCUGGGAAAGAAAAGGAAUUCAACCAACAUUAUGGUAAAGAAGUUAAAGGUUAUAAAUUAUUUUUGUUGGUGUUUAUUCCUAUUUUCGUCUUCGUCUUUGCCACUGGGUUUGUUUAUGAUAGAGGUAUUAGAAGAAAUGGUGGAUUUAAACGUCUUGGUCAAAUCAGAUUAGAUCUUGAAGAUGAUGAUUUCAAUCCUAUUGAAGAUAAUCAAGUCGAUGUGGUGGUUAAUAGAAUAGUUAGAGGAGGUAUAUUUGCUAUGGCUGCUACUUUCGCUACAUUUAAAGCCAUCCAAAAGAUUGAUAGAAUAAUAUUGGAUAAGCUUACUUCAGCCAUUUUCCGUCGUACCCCAGGCAGAAGAAAUUAUGUUCAAGUACCAGAUUUAGAUGAUGAAGAUGAAUUAUUUGGUGAUUUCCGUGAUGAUUAUGAAGAAGAAAUUAAUGAGGGUACAGCAAACUUGGAUCAAGAAUUUACAGAUGGAUCUGAAAAUGAUGAUUUAAAUAACGUUACUACAGAGGAGACUGAAACAGAUGUUGAUUCUCGUCUAUUUGGUAUCGAUGAUCAUUCAGAUGAAGAAUCUCAUCCUGAAUUAUUAUAAGCGUACAGAGAUAAAAACUGUAUAGAAAAUUUUUAUAUCUAACAAUUUAAAAACACAAUAAAAGAAAGUAUUAUUAUAAAUUAUAAUCUUGUAGACGUCUUGGUCUUCGGAUAAAGGAGAUGCAAAAAAAUAAUUCAAAAAAAGAAAGGAAUUGACACGGACAGGAAUCGAACCUGCAACCCUUCGAUUUGGAGUCGAAAGCUCUACCAUUGAGCCACCGCAUCACCCUUAAAGUUGGAAAUUUUUGUGGUUUAAUAUGCACGUGAAAUAUAUUACACUGAAACUGCAAAAUUUUGUUCUAAACUGUAAAAUA
Molecule: messenger RNA, 5283 nt
Organism: Scheffersomyces coipomensis
Lineage: Eukaryota; Fungi; Ascomycota; Pichiomycetes; Serinales; Debaryomycetaceae
Gene: PEP1
Product: type I sorting receptor
Exons: 1
Coding region: 243-4970 (1575 amino acids)
Biological process (GO): Golgi to endosome transport; protein targeting to vacuole; Golgi to vacuole transport
Cellular component (GO): Golgi apparatus; membrane
Source: RefSeq, a predicted model, not a curated record